UUUGAAUAUAAGAUAAAUAUUUGCUUAUCAUACAAGCAGUACAAUUUCAAUUUUUUGAAAUAACGUACUCUAUAGUCGACAGUUGUAAUUAGAGGUGACAAGUAGAUCUGAAAUAACCUCAACAAUGAAAAAUCGUUGAUAUCAAAAUAGAAAUAUGAAUUAUGUUUUCAAACUUAUCGUACAUAAGCAGAAGUGUAGAAAUUAAUUAAAAAUAUAUGGAGAAUCACUAAAACAAAAGUUGAAAGACAACAGUUUUCUGAUUGAUCGACAGUCACGACAUUAGAUGGUGGACGGUGCCAUUUUUGUCACUUUCAUAGCGCGCAUGGUACGCGCGGAAAGUUGAGUAUAUUAAAAAAAUCAUCAAUUGAAUCUCAUGAUUUAAAUACAAAUAAUUAUUAUUGUUUAUGUAUGUAUAUUUUUCGACUUCAAUUGUAUAUUAAAAUUGUGUAUAAAUUAAAUCGAUUAGGCUUAACCUAAUGUGACGGUAUAGUGCAGAAUGCUUUCGUUUACAUGGACGUGAUGGUUUCGAUAAUUUCAUAAAUAAACUAAAUAAACAAAAUCAUCAAAAUCAUCAAAAUUAAAGUGAUACGACAUGCAAAAAUUUCAAAUUAUUCUCUGUGAUCAAAUAAAAUAGGUCGUUAGACCUUAAAAUCACCAAAGAAAAAUGAUAAAAAUAUGAGCACAGCGGAUAUAACGCUGUCAGUUUCAGUCAAAAUGGCCCCAGGGCCAGAACAUCGCCAAGAACCAAUAGCACCUGACAAAAGUGCUGAAAAUAACAAUAGUGAGAUCUCUAAUGAAAGAGAUAAUAUCGAAAAUUCAGUGAUAGUUGUUGAGACUGUUAGUAACCAGAGUUCGAAUACAGAAUGUGCUUCAACGAACACUGACAUCAAUUCAGAUUCGACAACCCAAAGUGUAUCAACUUGCAUUACUUCUGACAAUAAACAGGAAGAACCAGCUACUUUAUCUACAUUAAAUGAAGGUGAACUACGUGCACUAUUGGAUGAAGCUAUAACUUAUAAGUGUCCAAAAGAUCGUGAAGGAAAAUCAAGUCUUUUUAAAGAGUUACUUCAAGAAGCAGAAGCUGAUGAAACUGAGGAAGGUUGUAGAAUAAUAACUAAUUCACGUUGUUUACCUGGAUCAAAUCGUAGAAGGCAUAAAAGAGAUUCUGUAUCUGAGAGAUUAACACAUGGAGGCUCAUUACAAAAUUUAGCACAACCUAUUACUUCAGAAUUUGAUAGUAGUUUUGCUUAUUUAACAUCUGGAUCUAGCUAUACUUACGGAGGAAACAGGAGAAAAAAUAAAAAAUAUACAGGAUCUAGUGUAUCUGCAAGGCAAAGAGAAGGUGGUUCAUUACCCUCAAAUGUUAAUGCAUCACACAGUCUUGCUUCAUUGGCUAAUUUAGAUUUAUUAUUUGAUAAAAAAGGAUUCUGUGAAGAAAGAUCAACAUAUGAUUGGACUAAUAAAGAAAAAUCUAAAUCAUUAGACAAACCAUCAUAUAAUAGUACAAAAAAAGAAGAAAAAGAAAAAGAUAAAAAAGAUACAAAAAAAGAUUUGUGUGAAACUGAAGUUGAAGUACGUGAGAAACGAGGUAGCAAAGGAAAAUACGGGACAAAUGAAAUGCUUGAAUCCGAUAAUCCACCACCAGAAUAUAAAUCAGAUUAUAUGGUGAUUGAUUUAGGUGAUGCUGAGGUGGGUACUAUUAGUGACAGAAAUGUGGGAUCCACUUUAAGUGGGGUUCAGAGACCUCACGCAUUAGACACAGAAGAUGAUGAAGGAAUUGAAAUGAAAAUUAUUGAACCUCGUAGACCUCAGUAUAUACCACGCACUACCUUUGACAUAGCUCAAACUCCUGUGGAUACUACUAUAGAUUUUUCUCUCCGUGAACAUAGCGGAAAGCAAGAUAAAUCAAAAAUAUCUGUUAAUGGUACAGAAGUAACUGGAUCCCUCUCUUUUCAAACUUUUAAUAGUGUGAAAUGUGGUAUUGGUGGAAACAGUUCUAAUACUAGUCAGGGUAAAGUAAUUCCAAGUUUAUGCUCCAUGAUGUCUGCAUCCUUACAAACACAGAAUAUCACAAUGGAAGGCUCGAGGUAUACAGCGCAUACUACUGGAUCUGGAGAAAAAAAAUCAUUGGAUGAAAAUGGAAAUCCAGUACAAUAUAAUGGAGAACGAAAAAAACCUAGAAGAAAGCAUACUCAAGAACCUAAUGUUAUUGUAUAUAGUGCUGAAAAUGUUGAAGGACAUCGCAACAUUGAUGAUAUUGAAAUUUUAAUUAAUUUUAUUGAAAAUAAAGAAUCAAAGAGCAAAAAAGGAAAACCAGGUAAUCCAGUAAGAGUAAAAACUAGUUCAGGUGCAAAACCAAGAAGCAGAGAAAAGGAUACUAAAAGGGAACAGUUACCAGCCAAAUUACAAAAGUCUAAUUCACUUGAAGAAAUAUCUAAGACUAAACUUGAAGAUCUUACAACAGAGAAAAGCGUCAGUUCGAGUGGUGCCAGUAGUAUAUCAAGUCAACAUGGUACAAUCAAUGUUGCCUUACGUCGUGCGAAACAAAGAAGCACGGGAGACCCAGCUAUCGAUAGUCGCGGUGAUAGACGAUCUUGGGGAACAGAAGAAGGUCAGUCCAUAUAUUGUAAUGAUACCGGAGAUGAUUAUGCUAGUCGUCGAAAUUCCAAUAAAAAAAUCAAUCCAGAGCCUGAACAUGAAACAGAAUUCCUGGUAGUUACGAAAAAGAAAAAAAGUAAAAAACAGAGAAGAAGUUCCAGUGGAAGUAGAGCACAGAAUUUAACAACAUCUGGAUCUUAUCUUCAAAAUUCAAGAGGAUUCUCUAAUGAAUAUAGAACACCACUUUCUCCUGAACUUAGAAGAAAAUCUGCAAGUAGUAUGCCACCAAGUGAUAAAUCAGACAGUAGUGAUUCUGAUUCUGUCCAUUCAUUACCAGUUACAUCAAACACGUCCAAACAUAAUUUAUCAAAAAUAGCUACCUCAUCGGGUGGAACGCCGCAAGCUAGUUAUGCGGAUAUAGCUCGUAUGGCAACUAUUAAUAUGACUCACAAUUCAGUGUUAAAUAUGUCUACAAUAGUUCCAAAUAUGUUAAAUCCAUCUUCAUGGCCUAGUGUGCCACCUAAGACGCCCUCGGAACCAGAUAAAAUUCCUCAAGAUUAUUAUCCUAGCUUAGAUGAAUUACAACACUCUGAUAGAAAAACAAGACAACAUAAUUUUACCCAUUCGAAUCAUAUUUUGAACUUAAGUUUUGAAAAACCACUUUCACCAACUUUGACAAAAAUGAAAAAUUCAACAGAAAGAAAAAAAGCCGAAGCUCAAGAAGAAGCUAUUAAUAAAAAUAUACAAGUUAUUAAAUAUGUACAAGAUAUUGAAAAAAUGCGUGAAAAUUUAACGCAACAAGAACAAAAAACUGUAAAUUUUAAUAAUCAUAAUACAACAUCAAACGAAGUUUCAGUAACGAACACAGUGCCAUCAAAACUUGGCAGUGCAAUAAUAAAUUGCAAUCCUGAUUCUGAUAAUAAUAAUUCCAAUUGCAACAAUGUUAAUAAUAAAGAGACAGUUGUAAAUACAAGAUGUAAUAAUCCUCGAGCACGUCGAGGAGGUUACACACAAAAUAAUCAAAAUGUACAGAAUCAAGUACCAUACGAAGAUCAACAUUUUAAGAAAGUUGGAUGUACACUUUACGAUGAAAAUACAAAAAAACAAAAUAUUGAAAAUUCUAAUACACAUUGUGAAAAUAAAAAUAAUUUGGGUACUGGUUCAAGUGAUGAAGUUGAAUCACAAAAAACCAAUGUCGUAAAUAAUCCAAAAUCAGUGCAAGAAAUGCAAAAUAUUGAUUCAGAUGCUAAGUUGACAAAAAAUGAAAAAUCGACAAAAACUACAAAAGAACCAAAUAUUAAUAUUAAACACGAAACAAUUAAAUCGGGAAAUGCACAUUCUGUAAAUUCGAAACAAGAACAACAAGAAGAUUCUAAAUUGAAAAAAGCAAAACAAAAUUCCACAUCAGAUAAAGAUCAAACGCAAAAAACAGAAUCGCAAAUAUCUAAUAAACAAAAAGUUUCGAGGCCUGCGGUUAUAUUACUAGAUGAAACUUCAUCAGAUGUUACCAAGAAUAGUGAAUUGCCAACAGAACUUAGGUUCGGAUUUGAAAUUAACGAACAACUUUUAUUAUCAGAAGAUUCGACAACCGAAGAAACCUCAAGUGCCACUUCUGUGUUUCCUUCUGUAGUUCCACCACUUAUAAACAAACCACCUUCUAAUUUUGAUAGAUAUCCUCCGAUAUUUGAUAAACACAUGAGAUGUGAUAAAUUUACGCCUAAUUUCAUACAAUCUCCAAAUACGCAUGUAACUCAACAACCUUUACAUCCGGUGAUGGUACAACGAUUACCGUGUAUGGGUUAUCCUCCAAGAUUUCCUCCUCCUACAUGUCUACCACCACAACCUACACCUCCGCCAGGAAUAAUGGAGAAAUAUCAUCAUCAACCAAAAGAAGACUUUUCUAUGCUUUAUGUAGCACCUGAAGAAGACGUUAAUAUACAAACAUACAAUCAUGAUAAAAUCGUCUCAUUUGUUGGUUUAGCAUGGGACGCUGUUAUGAGAGAAAUGCCAGUAACUGCAGGUGGUCGUAUACAGUUCUACAGUGGUCAGUGAAAUGGGCACUAAGAAAUAUGGGGUAAAUAACACAUUAACGUUUUUGUACCACAAAAUUACCUCUAUUACAAGUUAUUCGUUAUAAAACUGUAAACAGCCAGAAGAGUCUGCUAACUAAUACAAGAUCGAAUAUAUAUCUAAAUACAAGCAAAUCUGAUCGAGCCUGUAUCAAAAAAGUUAUAUUAACUUUCGGUUUCGAUCGUCAAAGCUGUACUAAUUUUUGAGUCACGUCAUCAAUGAUAAUUCUGUAAAGCCAAUUGGCGCAAAAUGUGCCUCUAAAGCUAAUGUAUAUAAUAGUCAAUCACCUGAAAAAGACAAGGCUUAUAAAUUGUGUGUGUAUGUUCUGAUUGUACAUACAUUAUUAAAUUACAAGGUACCUUUGAGAAGGUUGUAAUGCAAUACUUAAGUUUCAGUAUUGACAACUAAUACAAUUUGACUGAAAAUUAUAAAUUCGUGACACAUUUUGCUUCUUCAAAGCAUAAAUAUUAAAUUUCUUGUAAAAAAUGUGAAAAUUUAAGUAAUCUUAUAUAAAUUUAAAAAAAAAAAAUAAAAAUAAAAACAGAUUGCUUUUUGGACCAGAGUUAAGAAAAUAUUACAAUUGUGAAAUAAAAAAGAGUUUAAAAAUUAACUGAAACAUAAUCAUCACAAAACAGAUUUUUCAAAAACUGCAUGUGCUGUGACAAUGGUUAAUGCUGAUGCCUUUAAAGAAUAAGAAAUACAUCUUAGACCAUUGUAAUAAAGUUUAAAGAUAGUUGAAAAAAUCCUGUUAUGUUAACUAUAGCAAAUUAAGAUCGUCCAUUGGAAAUAUUAUUAAACUAUAUAAUAAUUAUCUUAAAUAGUUACAAGCAGAGAUGAUCUUAAAACAACAUCUUGAAAACGGGGAUUGUUGCAGCCAUCAGUGAGUCUUCAAGAAAAACUUUAAAAAGAUUAAACAUAAAAAUAGUGGUUGCUAGAUUGUACUUUAUUUAAGACAAAUACUAAAGAAAAGUAAAGAAAGUUAUAAAGAUGUGUGAAGUGUAAUGGAAAUAGUGAAUGUAAGUGUGUUAUUAAACACGUGUAAAAUAUUUAAAAGUAGUGUGAUUGACUUAAAACUUUAAGGAGUGGUUACUUCUUCCAGCCGCGAUAGAUAUUAGUUUACGAAAUUUAAAAGAAGGAAAAAAGAAAGAAUCAUAAAAACUUUGAUUUUUGCAAAUGUUGCGCUCAAGAUCAUGAACUGGUUAGAGACAGUGAGAAAAGUGCGAAUGUGUUGAAAAAAAAAAAAAAACAAAACAAAAACGCUAAAUUUUUACACAGACUCGCUUAUUUAAUGAAUAAUUAACUAUUAAUUAUUGGUAAUGAUAAUUAUAAUAAAGUACUUGCUUGUGAUCAUAAAGUAUGAUGGUGUGAAUGCGUAUAGUGCAUCUAGAUACUCUACUAGCUGAUGUCUAGUUUAGUUUUGAAUAUUUGUGUCUUAAAUUCUUUUGGAAUUUUUCAUGGAAUUGUGUUAUCUUCUGAAUAUGCAAAAAAAAGAAAGUAACUAAUACACUUUAUGGUUGUUAUCGAUUUACAAUAAGGAAAAAAACUAAUAUGAGUAGUUAAUCAAAAAAAAAUGAAACAGAAAAAAUGAAUUUAAUAUGAUUCUUUUUAUGACGAUAUUA
Molecule: messenger RNA, 6287 nt
Organism: Apis mellifera (honey bee)
Lineage: Eukaryota; Metazoa; Arthropoda; Insecta; Hymenoptera; Apidae
Product: protein PF14_0175
Exons: 9
Coding region: 676-4650 (1324 amino acids)
Source: RefSeq, a predicted model, not a curated record